AUGAGAAUCGAAAGGGUUAAGGGUGAGAAAAAUGUGGCGGAUGCCCUCUCACGCCUCAUUGAGAAUACUAAGGAGGCGAUCCCAUUUGACGAAGACAACGACAACCAUUUCCUUUUCUCUGUGGACGCUGGGAUAAUGAGCAUAACUUGGGAAGAAAUUGAACGAGCUUCUGAGUCUGAUACUGAGCUGCAGUCGCUACAAAGGUCUUUAGAUUCCAAUAAAUGGCCGAAAGAGCUGCGUAAGUUCGAGGCUCAGCGUAACAACAUCUACAGAGUCGGAGCUCUGCUGUUCAAAGGAGAUCGAUCUAUUCUUCCCGCUGAACUACGAGUAAAAGUUUUGAAAUAUGCGCAUGGGGGACAUGUUGGAGAAUCAGCUAUGAAAAGAAUCAUGCGGGAGUUCUUCUGGUGGCCGGGUAUGUCCGUAGAUACCACCGAGUUCGUGAAAUCCUGCGAAACUUGUGCUAUUCUGGCCAGAAAGAACCCACCAUUACCCUUGUCUUCCCGAGUUCUACCUGAUGGUCCCUGGGAAGUGGUCCAGAUUGAUUUUCUCUCAAUCCCAGGUUGUGGGACAGGAGAGUUCCUGAUUGUGAUCGACACUUAUUCUCGGUACUUGUCAGUAGUAGAAAUGAGGCAAAAGGACGCUCGUCAGAAAAGUUUAAGAUUGUAG
Messenger RNA from Uranotaenia lowii, 666 nucleotides. RefSeq lists its product as uncharacterized. The transcript has a single exon. NCBI's taxonomy places the organism in Eukaryota, Metazoa, Arthropoda, Insecta, Diptera, Culicidae. The record is from RefSeq and is a predicted model, not a curated record. Bases 1 to 666 code for a protein of 221 amino acids.